GAAUGUAGAGACACAUCAGCGCGCGCUCUCACUGAGCACACACACACAAACACACACACACACACACACAUACACACACAGCCUCAUCAUUUCCAACAUGUUCACGGGCAGAGGAUAUAAGAGGAUCAACCGCUGAACAUCUUGUGCUUUUUUACGGGUGCUGAUGUGCUGAUGUUUCUGUGUCUCCUGUAGUGCGUCAUGGGAAAUCACCCAACAUUCCUACUGCUGCUUCUACGGAUGCUCACCACUGAGUUGUGUCAUGCUGAGGAUGUGAUAGUGCCGACUAUGAUACCAAUGGAGGACGUGACUGAGAUCCCAAUAUCCCCCACUGCCCUGAAGGUGUCGAGGGGACAGAUCCUGGCAGCUCAGUUUGAGUGUUACCUCAAAAUACUGCACGACCCACCACGCACAGAGCUAGGGCCGUACUGUAACCGCACGUGGGACGGCUGGCUCUGCUGGGGAGACUCGCCUCCCGGAACCAUCAUACAGGCCUGUCCUACUUAUUUCCAAGACUUUGACCCAACAGAAAAAGUUACCAAAGUGUGUAACUCGGAUGGACAGUGGUUCAGACAUCCAGACAGCAACCGAUUGUGGUCCAAUUACACCCUGUGUUCAGCGUACACCCAAGGAAAAGUCACGGUUGCUUUCACUAUGUAUUACCUGGCAGUGCUGGGGCACUCUCUGUCCGUGGUCUCCCUGCUUAUAUCCAUUUUCAUCUUCUCUUAUUUCAAGUGUCUAAGCUGUCAGAGGAUCUCUCUCCAUAAGAACAUGUUUCUGUCCUUCAUCUUUAACUCCAUUCUCAUGGUCAUCUCAUUAACCAUGAUCGUCCAUGAUGAGCAACUGGCUGCCACUAACCAGAUUGGCUGUAAGAUUUUAUCCAGUUUGAUUCAUUACGCAUCGUGCUCGACAUAUUUCUGGAUGCUGUGUGAGGGGAUCUACCUGCACACACUCAUCAUUGUGGCUGUGUUUGUUGGAGAACAACAGCUGGGUUGGUACUACCUGCUGGGCUGGGGAUUCCCAGUUAUUCCAGCUGUCAUUCACGCUGUGGCUCGUCUGUACUUCUAUGACGACAAUUGCUGGAUAAGCAACUCUAACCUGCUCUACAUCGUCCAUGGCCCAAUCCAUGUGGCCCUGGUGGUGAACCUCUUCUUCCUGUUGAACAUAGUGCGUGUUCUGAUCACAAAGCUGAGAGUGACCCACAAGACCGAGUCCAAUGCCUACAUGAAGGCCGUACGCGCCACCCUUAUCCUGGUGCCCCUGAUGGGAGCUCACUUCAUCCUGGUGCCCCUGCAGCCCGAGGGCAGACUGCCCUUAGCCGUGUACGAGUUCUUCAUGAACAUCUUCAUGCAUUUUCAGGGCCUCCUUGUUGCCAUCAUCUUAUGUUUUGGAAAUGGGGAGGUGCACUCAGCUAUAAGGCGUAAGCUUGCCCAGUACCGGGUCCAAUUCAAGCAGCGCCUGGUGACGACCGACUCUCACUCCCACAACUACCACACCAACUCCUCCAUCGUCGAGACCAGCCGAGGGGCCCUGAGUCUGGAACACAUGCCACCUCAGCUGGACGAGGACAAAACUCACACUGCCAUGGUCGUCAUCAACGGCCAGAGCAACGGCAAGCGCAGCUUCAGCGAGGAAGAUCACAAAUUCAAAGUCCUAGAGUUAUCAACGAUCUGACAAUAAAAUGGAAAGAGACUUUUUUAAAUAUUCAGUACUAAGCUCGUUUAAAGAAGCAGGUCACCUCGAAUGUGAACAGUGAUUAAAAAAAAAGGCAGUUAGUUAAACUAGCUUUACAAUACUAAUUGGUCCAACUCUCCGUUUUAUUUUUAAAUGGCGUCCUCCGUUCAUCUAUCUCACAACACUGUAAUAAAGGAGAUGUCUAACUGAAAGUUAGAGUUUAAGAUUUUGAUCUUUUAUUCUGAGAUCACGAGUUUGAAUGUCAAAGAUGCCCCACGGACAACUAGAGAUAAAGAGAAGCAAUCAAUUCGACAAGGUGAACAAAUUUAGUUUGACGCUGCUUUAGCUGAGAAUUGGUUUUAUAUUUAUAUUCAGAAAGUGCGCUAAUUGGCUAAUGCUAGCACAAUAUACACAAUAUUCGACCUCACGUUUAAACCUAUCCAUAGAUACUAGCUAACAUCAAGCAUGAUUUUUCUGUGAUUUAAGGACAAAACUCUGUAUCUGAUAGCCAGAAAACUUGGCCAGCUGUCUUUUUGUGACGAUGAUGAGCUGCAUUAGAAAAAGAAUAACAUUUAUAUUAAUGCACUUGAGGACUUAGCUAGCCCACUAUCUGUUAGCCACCACUUUUUCGCUAGUUAUCUUGCAACCAAAAUGUAGGACUUACCAGGAUAUUUGGGGCUUUUAUUUGUGCCAAACAACGAAUUUACAAUUUGUCCACCUUACAGAUUGAUCGCUUGGGGUCAUGCGGAGAGAUCUAAAUGAAUGGCUGGGAAUUUUCUAUGACUGGUUUGGAUUAUGAGUAGUAGAUAUUUUAUCUCAUUUCAACCAGCACACACGUGCUUUAUGCAUCUUUCGUUCCUGUACAAAUAGUUUAUAAAAGGAAAAAAACAGUAUGUUGCGUCAAACUCGUAAGCUGUCACUAAACUGAUUUGUCCAUGAUUUUUUCCCUGUAGGAUCCACACACACACACACACACACACACACACACACACACACACACACACACACACACACACACACACACACACACACACACACACACACACACACACAGAGAGAGAGAGAAGACAAAUAACGGAAGUCGGAUUGUUUGUUCGAGCACUGAGAACAUUUGAAAUAUGUAAUUAUUUUUUAAAUAUGUGUAUAAACACUUGUAAAUACGUGUUCUUUGUGUUUUUCACCCACUGAAUUCUCUCAUUCUUAGCAAAGGCUUUGUUUCCUCCUUCUCUAGGACUUAAAAUGAGUUUGUGGAAAGACGCGUGUGUUAUUUGCUCGUAUCUAUCUUGUGGUCAGAUUUAUUGACUAAAAACAUUCCACUAAAACUUCGAAUGUGUGAAUCAAUGUCAUUACUAUGUGUAAUGGACGCUGUUGUUAUAAAGAGCACAAUAAACAUUAUUGCACUGGA
Messenger RNA from Tachysurus fulvidraco (yellow catfish), 3076 nucleotides. It is a transcript of the gene calcrl2, whose product is annotated as calcitonin receptor-like 2. Gene Ontology annotation, cellular component: plasma membrane. NCBI's taxonomy places the organism in Eukaryota, Metazoa, Chordata, Actinopteri, Siluriformes, Bagridae. The transcript is spliced from 13 exons. Gene Ontology annotation, molecular function: calcitonin receptor activity; adrenomedullin receptor activity; calcitonin gene-related peptide receptor activity. Gene Ontology annotation, biological process: adenylate cyclase-activating G protein-coupled receptor signaling pathway; angiogenesis; cell surface receptor signaling pathway. The record is from RefSeq and is a predicted model, not a curated record. Bases 199 to 1671 code for a protein of 490 amino acids.